Adineta steineri is the source of this 861-nucleotide messenger RNA. The record is from the annotation of a GenBank genome assembly. NCBI's taxonomy places the organism in Eukaryota, Metazoa, Rotifera, Eurotatoria, Adinetida, Adinetidae.
AUGGCAACUGUCCAAGUUUUAACAGAUCUACCGAACACUAUAUUUCUCGAUAUUAUUCAGUAUCUGUCACCUGUAGACCGUUAUCGAUCUUUGUAUAAUAUCAACCAUACACUCAAUGCUAUUGUAUGUUAUGGCACUACUCAUAUCAGUUUAUCAAAGAUCCAAUCGAAACGAGAUUUUGAUUAUCAUCUCGAACACAUCUUACCUGAUGUUAUAACCAGUUUACGUUCUAUAAAAAUAUCCAAUGAUUUUAUGUUUGACAAAGAACAAGGAGAUUUUGUUACAGGUGAUCGAGCAAUAAUGAUUGGUGUUAUUAAGAAAGUUCAAGCAAAAAUGAAUCUGAUUGCGUACGAGAAGUUAGAAGAAAUAAACCUGGAAAAUGUUAACGCUGCUCAACUAAAACUUAUUUCGACGAAGUUAACCAAUAUUCCUCAGUUGAAACGUUUAAUAAUUUCCUUUUAUGGUACAAUAGCUGAUAUUUCUUCUUUAAUAUUUGACAGUGAUGUCAUCCGAUCAAAACUGAAGACAUUAAAGCUAAAACUGACUGAUACCAGUAUUCUUUCUUCAAGUAGUUCAUUCAUUAACAUUCUUCCAAAUCUUGACUACUUAACAGUUAAUUCCUGCCGAGUUGGAAAUGUUGCUGUACUGUUGCAAUUAGCUCCAAACAUUAAAUAUUUGAACAUUUCUAUUUGGGAUUUUCCCAGUCGAGCUCAAACAUACUCGUCAGAAAAAUUUGCCCUGCCGAAUUUAACAUGUUUAAUAUUAAAAGUAGAUGAAAUAAAAUGGAGUUUUGUAGAACAUUUACUCAAACAAUGUGGAGAAAAAUUGAAACAUUUUACGUUUACCGGUAUGUUGUCAUAA